UUUUAACCCGCCGGUUGCUGAAGCAGCAAUGGCGACGCGGGCUGGCAUCUGGGGCCAUGACGCCGAUACGAGCAGCGACAGCGACGACGGCGUCGCCUUCCGGACGCUUGCGCUCGAGGACGACGAAGACGAUGACGAGGAGUAUGCGCCGUCAGAAGCCUCGGACGCUGGCGUGGACGACGUCGAUGACGACGACGACGACGACGACGAGGUGGACGAGGCCAUGAUCGACGAGACGCUCUGGGCCGACGAAGCCGACCGCGUCAAGUGGGAGAGGUGGUUCGAGCGUGAAAAUGCCAAGUGGAAGCGCCAGCACGGCUUGCGCAUUGACUCGGAGGCGCAGCCAUUGGCGCGUGCGCGCUUGGACGCGGAGCUGCGCCGGGGCCGAUGGCGCCGGCUCUGCUUCUUCCUUGGUUUCGUCAUUUGCGCUGUCCAAGGAUGGCUCGUCUAUCAAGUGCACUCGGAGGACGUGACGCUCGCCGAAGCAUGGACGCGCCUCGAGGCCCUUGGGGCGAAAGUAUUGCCGUCGCUCUACUCGGCGCUGCAUGAGGCGACAACGGUGGACGAGUACAGCGUUGACCGAGCUGUUCCGAGCGACGACGGCAGCAACAUCAAGACCCAAGACGACGCAGACGCGGAAGACGCGCCCGUGACCUCGAACCUGGACGAGCCCGAAACGACGCCCGACGCCUCCGAGGCGGUGCCACCGACGCCCGACGCCACAACGGCCGAGGACGUGCCAUCGGCAGCGGUUGAGAUUCAAGAUGUUGCGGCUAGUACGCCUGAGGUCGACAAUGCCAUGGCGCAGGUGUCCACCGACGACGAGACGACGGUCAGUGAGCCUGUGGUCGAAGUCGCUGUCACGAUCGACGGCGAUGCUGCCCUUUCUACCACCGCCGCCGCCGACUCGCUCUCUGCUGACGGCAAUGAGCUGCUGGAUGAGGAGCCGACACCCGAUACGCGUGCUGCUCUGGAUGGCACGAACGACGACCGAGCUCUCGAGACACCACACGAGCUCGAGCCGGCAACUGUACAGGGUGCAGUCGACGAGCUCGAUGCCGCAGACAUAAGAGCCGCCGUUGCACCAACCGAAACCACGGCGGUCGACGAUGUCAAACCCACAGCAGAUGAGGAUCCCGAGUCCACGACAGAGGUCGACGAUGCCUCGAGUCAGCACGAUGACGAGGCAGUAGCAGCCGAGAUGAUGGAGCCGACGGCCGUCGACCCGGCGCCUAUUGAAGGCGCACUGACGGCCUGUACGGCAUCGCUCCAAGCGAUGGUGCGCGCCAACUAUACAGACGCGACCAAGUCGAUGGCCGAAGCAGCAUGUGACGCGGCGCGCGUGGCGUCGUUGCCGUGGCCGGAGCUCCACCAACGAGCGUGGACCCGGCAAGGCGAUCGAAAAAACUUGGUGCGCGAUUUCGCAGGGGCGCAAGACGACUAUAUACGUGCGCUGUCGGUGUUUCCAUCGACCCCAUCGAGUUCGCUGUCGCUCAAGCUCACGUCGACGCGCUGGCUCGUCCUGUACAUCGAACGGCGCGUCGACAUGCUGCAGACCGAGUGCGACGCGUACCUGGAGGCGCCUCAUCACGUGUCGGAGCUACAACACAUUGCUCGCAGCUGGCUCCAAGUGCUUGCCUCCGAUGCGAGCGAGGUUCAACACGAGGAAGCGACGAACGAGCACCUCAAGGACGUGCUCGUCGAAACCCGAAAACUCAUCUUGCUGUGAGCCCGUGCCAUCGUCGCACCGUUUACAUAGCCCUACGCGAUCAAUAGAGCUGUAUACUGCGUACUACACA
This is a messenger RNA of Saprolegnia diclina VS20, 1799 nucleotides long. RefSeq lists its product as hypothetical. Bases 29 to 1729 code for a protein of 566 amino acids. NCBI's taxonomy places the organism in Eukaryota, Oomycota, Saprolegniomycetes, Saprolegniales, Saprolegniaceae. The record is from RefSeq and is a predicted model, not a curated record. The transcript has a single exon.